AUGGGGCUCGCUGACGCCAUAGAUACGCGCAUCGGCGGCCGGAUCGCCAAGGGCAUCAGCAGCGGGCAGCGGAAGCGGCUGAGGAUCUGCAUCGAGAUGCUGACGCGGCUGCGCCUGCUCUUCCUCGACGAGCCCACCAGCGGCCUCGACAGCACCGCCUCCUACCACGUCAUGAGCCACACCGCACGCGUCGCCGCUCGCGACGGCAUGACGGUCGUCGCCGCCGUGCACCAGCCCAGCGGCGACGUCUUCGACCUCUUCCACGGCCUCUGCCUGCUCGCCGCCGGGAAGGCGAUCUUCUUUGGGACCAUCUCUGAUGCCACCGAGGUGACGACCCUGCUUCGUCUUAGCUUCUUCUUCUUCUUCAGCCUAUCUGAAUAG
Miscanthus lutarioriparius is the source of this 381-nucleotide messenger RNA. Lineage: Eukaryota; Viridiplantae; Streptophyta; Magnoliopsida; Poales; Poaceae. The record is from the annotation of a GenBank genome assembly.